Papilio polytes (common Mormon) is the source of this 1991-nucleotide messenger RNA. RefSeq names its product fibroin heavy chain-like. The coding region runs from base 127 to 1554 and encodes 475 amino acids. The record is from RefSeq and is a predicted model, not a curated record. NCBI's taxonomy places the organism in Eukaryota, Metazoa, Arthropoda, Insecta, Lepidoptera, Papilionidae. The transcript is spliced from 2 exons.
CGGCGGCUGUACCGACCAGCCGUUCGAUCAGUGUCUUAAAUAGAUACAUUUGUGAAGUGAAAAAAACAUUAGUUUAGUGACUUAGUUUCUUAAACGUGACUGUCGUUCUAAAUUAAACGUAUCAAAAUGAAAUUCACGGUUGUAUUCAUCACACUGCUAUGUGUGUCAACAUCGUUUGCUAUAAAGACAAAAGUAGAAGAACCGAAGGAUAAAAGAGAAACUUUGACAGGUUAUCCGGGAGCCGGACAUUCUUCGCACAGCUAUCAAGCGCCCUCUUUCGGUCAAGGAAGCGAGGAAGCGAGCGCCAUCAGCGUUGGAGCUGGUUAUAGCAUUGGUGGGGCCAAACCUAGCUACAGCUUCGGCGCACAUGGAGCUGGAUCAGGAUACCAGUUGUCGGCGGAAAGCCAACCAUCAAGUGGUCACGGUCCUAUCCAACUUGCACCUAUUACCCUCCAAUCAAGCCAUGGAUCUUUAGUUGGCAAUGAUCUGUCUCAGUUGAUGAGCCAAAUUUCUCACGGUCUUAAUUCAGGAGCGAUUACAUUACAACAAGGUGGACAAGGAGGAGGUUAUCAGUUGGGUAGUUUAGGCGCGCACGGGGGUCAGGAACUCUCGUUACCUCAGUACUCAUUUGGAUCUCCAAAAUCGCAACAACAAUUUGCUGUGCUUGACCAAUCCCAAGCUGUGCCGUCGUAUGCCGCUGGCACUAAGGGCCUCAGUUCUUACAGUUCAACCGGUCCAGUAUUGUUCAGUCCAGCUGAUUCUCAUGGCAACCAAGCUGCUUUAACAUACGGGGCUCCCAGCGCAGGUCAUUCCCUUGGUGAUUCAGGAUCGCUUUCUCUCAGCAAUGCUGGUCAUUCACUGUCUGGAUAUUCAUUAGGUAAUCAUGGACAGGUGUUAGGUGGACAAUAUGCUAGCUUAGGAGCCGGAUACGGUGCUCCCGGAAAAGCAUUCAAACCUUCCGCAUUCUUAGGUUCUUCAGUUCAGGGUGACUCAGGACAUGCUCUAUCAAGCCUUUCUGGAUCAUACGGUGCACCUUCAUUCGGCGGCUCACACGGAGGCUCGGGCUCGCACGGUGCUUUCGUCCUCGGUUCCGGAGGUCAUGGCGCUAGCUUCAGUGGAUCUUUGGGCAAUCUUGGCGGAAGCUCGUCGAAAUUCAUCGCACCUACAUAUUUGCCAUCCAAGUCUGAAGGAUUUGGUUCUUUGGAAUCGAUUGCUGCCUUUUCUUCAGGUGGACAUUUGGAGUCGCCUCCUGCUACCACAUACGGUAUUCCAUCUGGUUCUUUCUCUCAUCAAGCUACAUCAUCUAACAGUCCCCAAUACUACGUGACGUCAUCGAAGCAUUCUUUACCCAGCGGCAGUUUUGGCAGUGGUCCUUCAUACCGUGGGGCAACUUCCGGACACAGUGCACUGAACUCCUAUUCAUCUGGACCCAAAUACAGUUUCGGUGGCUCGAGCUCUCGCUAUGGACCACCCAAAGAUAGCCAUGGAGCUUACAGUGAAACCUCCUACAACACGAUCAAAUACAGCGAAGAACUUAAGCCUCGUAUUCACUAAUUUCUGAAAAGUAUUAAGUGGUUUCGUAAAAGCUAAUCACAUAGUGUGCAUUUUCUGUAAAUAUAGGCUAACUAGAUGUGCGAGAGAGUCUGCGGGCCACGGUCUAGACGGAAAGAUUGAAAUAGCGAAAGCGUUAUUUUCUUUAGACUUAUUUAUAUGCAUCCGUACAGAUAAAUGCUUGGAGUUGUUAAUGUUAAAAAAAUUGUAAACUAUUUUUGGUAUGAAUGAAUUCUUAGACGUAUAAGUGGCCCAGUCCGUUAAUUAUAAAUUAUGCUUUUACAUUGCACUGAUUACCAAUUCAUUUGUACCGUUAAAAUCGAUGUUGACAUUGAAUACGCAGUGAAUUUCUGUACAUAUACCGUUAUAAGUAAGAUAGCUUAUUUAUUAUUGUUAUUAUCUUUAAGUUUUUUGUUAUAAAUAAAUGUUUUAAACAAUUA